ACUGGUAGCUGAAUUUAUCGCUAAGAAAAUUGUAUACUAAAUAAAAACAACAACAGCAGUGAUAAGUGGAAAACCAAACAUCGUAAUCACACACCGGUGGCAGCUACUUUAUAACGAAUAUCUGCAACAUCAAUAAACACGCCUUAUACGAAAUGCCUGAGAAACGUGUAGUGCCUGUGAUUGGCUCUUUGGCUGACUUUGAAAGCAAAUUACCUGGUUAUCUGAACUCAAACGCCCCCAUCGCCUUACUACUUGACUACGAUGGCACUCUGGUGGCCCUCGCCAAUAAUCCGGCGAAUACACUUCUCACUGCGAAUAUGAAGAAAUUGCUUGACCAAUUGGCCGUACAUCCCAAGGUCUUCUUGGCGCUUAUCUCCGGACGUGGACUGCGUGAUGUGCAAUCAUGCUUGGGCAUAAAAGGUAUCACAUACGCGGGCAAUCACGGCUUGGAAAUCGAGAGUGGCGAUGGCACACGUCACGACCAUGCRCUGCCAGCUGAACUCCGGACGCGCUACACAACUAUCGUAAAAGAAUUGACGGAAAAGCUGGAAAAUAAUGGUGCAUGGGUUGAAGAUAAGAMGGUAUCACUUACCUUUCAUUAUCGCGAUGUGCCCGCCGAGUUGGCCGAGCAAUACAAACAAGCGGCUAAGGUGAUAAUUGAGUCGCAUGGCUUCCGUGCAAAUCAAGCGCAUAUGGCGGUCGAGGCGAAGCCGCCAGUCAACUGGAAUAAAGGUGAAGCGGCAUUGCUCAUUUUGAAGAAUCAAUUCGGGGAGGAUUGGGCUAAAAAAGUCAAAGUGAUAUUUGCCGGCGACGACACCACCGACGAGGACGCCAUGCGGUUGUUGCAAGGCUUUGGCAUAUCUUUUCGUGUUUCAACCGAUCCUAAUAUUGAGACCUAUGCUGAUUUUCGCUUAUCAAGCCAAGGUGUGGUGGAGGAUUUGUUGACGUGGAUCAGCAGUACUUUUAAUCAAUAAGACAUAAGAUAAAUACUAGUGUAUUUAUUACUGAUUUAUUGUAUCUGUAUACUUAGGAGGUCAUAAAAGGGAGCAUUUACAAAAUUUUCAAAUAUUGUUGCAUAAAAUACGAGUAUGUGUGUUUAAGGUAAUUAGCGAUAAUUAGCUAAAUUGAAAAAUUAGUGUGCAAAUAAAUGUGAACUUUUGGCAACAAUUUGUAAAAUAUA
Bactrocera latifrons is the source of this 1180-nucleotide messenger RNA. RefSeq names its product probable trehalose-phosphate phosphatase C. Lineage: Eukaryota; Metazoa; Arthropoda; Insecta; Diptera; Tephritidae. The record is from RefSeq and is a predicted model, not a curated record. Gene Ontology annotation, molecular function: trehalose-phosphatase activity. The coding region runs from base 153 to 974 and encodes 273 amino acids. The transcript has 5 exons. Gene Ontology annotation, biological process: trehalose biosynthetic process.